Messenger RNA from Merops nubicus (carmine bee-eater), 1205 nucleotides. RefSeq names its product eukaryotic translation initiation factor 4A3 (gene EIF4A3). Gene Ontology annotation, molecular function: ATP binding; mRNA binding; RNA helicase activity. The transcript is spliced from 10 exons. The annotation marks the transcript as partial. Gene Ontology annotation, cellular component: catalytic step 2 spliceosome; nucleolus. NCBI's taxonomy places the organism in Eukaryota, Metazoa, Chordata, Aves, Coraciiformes, Meropidae. The record is from RefSeq and is a predicted model, not a curated record.
ACAUCCAGAGUGUUCACCAAAUAUCUGCUUCUCAGGUCACAGUCAGGAACAGGGAAGACUGCAACGUUCUCCAUCUCUGUGCUGCAGUGCCUGGAUAUACAGGUUCGUGAGACCCAGGCCUUGAUCUUGGCACCAACGCGGGAGCUGGCUGUGCAGAUUCAGAAGGGUCUCCUUGCUCUGGGAGACUACAUGAAUGUCCAGUGUCACGCCUGCAUCGGAGGGACCAACGUGGGCGAGGACAUUCGAAAGCUGGAUUACGGGCAGCAUGUUGUUGCUGGCACUCCAGGCCGUGUGUUUGAUAUGAUUCGUCGUCGAAGCUUACGGACCCGUGCCAUCAAAAUGCUGGUUUUGGAUGAAGCAGACGAAAUGCUCAACAAAGGUUUUAAGGAACAGAUUUAUGAUGUGUACAGAUACUUGCCUCCAGCUACGCAGGUGGUUCUGAUCAGUGCCACUUUGCCUCAUGAAAUUCUGGAGAUGACCAACAAAUUCAUGACAGACCCCAUUCGCAUCCUGGUGAAACGUGAUGAGCUGACCCUCGAAGGGAUCAAGCAGUUUUUCGUGGCUGUGGAGAGGGAAGAAUGGAAGUUUGACACCUUGUGUGAUCUCUAUGACACACUCACCAUCACCCAGGCUGUCAUCUUCUGCAACACCAAGAGAAAGGUGGACUGGCUCACAGAGAAGAUGAGGGAAGCCAACUUCACCGUUUCGUCCAUGCACGGGGACAUGCCUCAGAAAGAGAGAGAGUCCAUCAUGAAAGAGUUCAGAUCUGGUGCAAGCCGGGUCCUUAUUUCAACAGACGUUUGGGCUAGAGGCCUGGAUGUGCCUCAGGUGUCCCUGAUCAUUAACUAUGACUUGCCCAACAACAGAGAACUCUACAUACACAGAAUCGGGCGGUCGGGCAGGUACGGCCGGAAGGGUGUGGCCAUCAACUUCGUGAAGAACGACGACAUCCGCAUCCUGCGGGACAUCGAGCAGUACUACUCCACCCAGAUCGACGAGAUGCCCAUGAACGUCGCUGAUCUUAUCUGAAGGUCCGUGUUUACCAAGGAGUUGUGCUGUUUGGUACCCCCCGUAAUUCUGUUUUGGACCCAAAUCCUUUUAUCAUGUCCCUGGUCAUACGUUCCCAAGUUGAGCUGCACUUGGGAACUUGUGUAAAUAAUAUCUUUACUCUCAGCCAUGUUUUUCAAUAAAAAGUUUUACCAUAA